UGACUUCUCCUCCAGUGCCCUCAGGGGAGAUUGCGUGACAGCCGUAAUUUGACACUCCCAUCAGCAUCAGAAGCUGCUAAUGAGUGAGAGUUCCUCAAACAAAAGUUUAUGUAAGUUGCCUUGAACUGAGUCAGCAGCAACCAGGGAAUAGCGGUUUUCACCUUCACUUCUGCUGGAAAGAGACCUGUAGGCAACUGAGCUGAACCGGACCUGGAGCUUUUGGGAAGCAAACAGAACCAAAGAGGCAGUGACAGAUGGGAACCUUGGAGAAAAUCAACGACUCUGCCAGCGACUCUGUCAGCGUUGGUCCGAUAGAGUUUGACACGUGUAGCAAAGACGCAGGAGCAACAUGUGUCUCCAACCCCAGGAAUGUAUCUUCUGGGGUUGGAGCAGAACGAGGGGGCCCAUUCUUGCGUUCAAUCCCAACCAGAGAAUCUCUCCGAUCCCCUCGGGGGUCAGUGGUGAGUUUCCACGGCAUCCAGUAUUCCAUCAAGCAGUCCCGGGGACCCCUGUGCAAACGGAAAGUGGUGGAAAAGAAAAUCCUUCAAAACGUCUAUGGCAUCAUGAGGCCAGGCAUGAAUGCUAUCCUGGGACCAACAGGAAGCGGCAAAUCUUCCCUCCUAGAUGUUUUGGCUGCUCGAAAGGAUCCUGCCGGCUUGUCGGGGGAUGUUCUCAUAGAUGGUGUCCCACAACCUCCCAAUUUCAAGUGCAUCUCAGGAUAUGUAGUUCAGGAUGAUGUUGUCAUGGGAACAAUGACCGUGAGGGAGAAUCUGCUCUUCUCAGCAGCCCUGCGGCUCCCCAACUCUAUCAGCUUUCAGGAGAAGGAAGAGCGGGUAGUCCAGAUUAUCAAUGAGCUGGGGCUGAGCAAAGUGGCUGAUACUAAGGUAGGAACUGAACUGAUUCGAGGCGUGUCUGGGGGAGAACGGAAGAGGACUAACAUAGCAAUGGAACUGAUCACUGAACCGCCCGUGCUAUUCCUAGAUGAACCCACCACAGGCCUCGAUGCCAGCACUGCCAAUGCUGUUCUCCUCCUGCUAAAGAGGCUCUCCAGAAGAGGCAGAACCAUCAUUUUUUCCAUCCACCAACCUCGCUAUUCCAUCUUCAAGCUUUUUGAUAGCUUGACGUUGCUGGCUUUGGGGAAGGUACUCUAUCACGGGCCCGCAAAGGAAGCCCUGGGAUAUUUCCUGUCUAUUGGGUAUGAGUGUGAGCCUUUCAAUAACCCAGCUGACUUCUUCCUGGAUGUGAUCAAUGGCGACUCCACGGCUGUAACUGCAAGCAAAUGUGGUCAGAAACUGAAGGCCGACAAUCAGGAGCACAUGGAGACCAGUAAUGAAAAUGGCAUGGAAGAGGAAGGCGUGGAGAAGACACUGGUGGACUCCUUGCACGAGAAAUACAUCAGCUCCACCCAGUACAAGAGCAUGAUGGAGCAGCUGAAGAAAUAUGAAAAUCUCCACGGGGUCUCUCAGAAGAAGCCGAGGCCCAUGAAUCAAGUGACCUAUGCGAACGGCUUCUUCACUCAGCUCUACUGGGUGUCUCAGCGCUCCCUCAAAAACCUCAUCCGAAACCCCCAAGCUUCUGUGGCGCAAGUCCUUGUGACAGUUGUCCUGGCACUGAUUGUGGGGGCCAUUUUCUUUGGUGUAAAACUUGAUCAAAGCGGCAUUCAAAACCGAGUUGGAUCUUUGUUUUUCGUAACCACAAACCAGUGCUUCUCCAGUGUGUCGGCAAUCGAGCUGUUUAUCAAGGAUAAGAAGUUGUUUGUCCACCAGUAUACCAGCGGUUAUUACCGAGUCUCUGCAUAUUUCCUUGCCUUGAUGAUUGGAGACCUGCUACCCAUGAGGACUAUGCCUGCAAUCAUAUUUUCAUGUAUAAGCUACUGGAUGAUUGGCUACCAGGCUGAUGCGGGCCGAUUCUUCUUCUUCAUGCUGACUCUUGUGCUGUUGUGCUACACAUCCACCUCAAUGGCCCUCGCAAUCUCCGCAGGGAUGGACGUAGUAGCCAUUGCCAACCUCCUGAUCACCAUCUGCUUUGUCUUCAUGCUGAUCUUUUCUGGCUUACUGGUGAACCUUCCCACCGUCAUGGAUUGGCUGAACUGGCUGAAAUACUUCAGCAUUCCUAGAUACGGCCUCACGGCCCUUGAAGUCAACGAGUUUAGAGGGCUGCGUUUCUGUGCAAACGCCACAGGACCCAUUUCAUUGCAAAGCUGCCCCCCAAGUUCUCCUCAGACCAGAGAAAUGUGCUAUGGCGAAGAAUACCUCUGCGGACAAGGAAUAGAGGCUACCAACUGGGCAAUGUGGGAGAACAUUGUGGCUCUUAGCUGUAUGACAGUCAUCUUCCUCGUGAUAGCAUAUGCCAAACUGCGGUUCAUGAAGAAGUUCACCUAACGCGGAAAAGAUGACCUACAAGGCGGAGACAUUCAAGUCUUCCUAGGUCCAACUGGCAAAAGUCAUUGUUUCAAUUAACUGGGAGGACCAUACUGCACCAACCACUUUUUUUUUUACAUUGCUGAUAUUUAAUCUUUUUUCCCCUUGUAUGUUUCUCAGGAAAUUUGUUUAGAUCUGUAAUUAGUUUUCUUUGGGGAAGGGGGAGCACUUAGUAAACUGAGUCUGGGGACUCAGCUGCAAUGAAAACAUUUUAAGUGUGUUGCAAAGUACAUUAUGCAAAGGUGACACAAGAUGGCGAUCGUGAGCUACGACAAAAUCUGUAUAUUUUUCAAAAUGUUUUUUUUUAGCAUUUUCACAGCGUUUUUUUAAAAAUUGUGUCUAGAUUCCACUUGGGUAAAAAGGGCAGCCGCAGUUAAAUCUAAAGAAAACAGAGGGCAAGGGGAAAUCAAUAAAGGAGGCGAACCUAAAACGAUGCUGAAGAAAAAGUAUGUUUUUAUUUGAGAAAGCACUCCCAGUUGAUAGUCCUAGUGUGUUUCAAGUGUAAGCUGCCUUCCUCAGGAGCGCUGUGGGAAGCGACCUCCCAAAAGGUGAAGGGCAAGAUUCAAGCACCCUGUUCUGCUCGUGGGAAGACGGCUGCUAGUGCAAUGGGGCUUCCUCGCUCCCCUCAGGCACCCCAUCAAUCUGCUUCGGAGGGUCAGGAGGAACACCCCCCGCCCCGAACAGCACACAAAUGGAGCAGAGGGAAGAUUGUUCCAUCAGGCCAGCAGAAAUACUUGUGCUGACAGAAUGAUCUCCUUAGCGCUGUGCUGAAUUCCACCUAAAGAAACUUAUCGUUCAAGAGUACUAUUGCACAGAAAUGGAAACAGGAAGAAUUGCUGAUGAUAGAAGAAUAGCAGGCGAAGUUAAUGGACUAUGCAGAAUUGGAUAAGACGACAGGGAGAAUUCGAAAUCGGCGGGACCCGAGGUUCUUGAAAGAUUGGACUAAAUUUGGGGAAUAUUUGAAAAACAAUUGUAAACAACAAAUUACGCUAGUAGGUUUGCAAGAAGUUUUGUAAGGAGAACUAUAUGAAAUAUUACAGAGAAAAUAUAGGAAAAUAAAAAUUGGUGUUUUUUUAAAAAGUAAUAGUGAAUUAUGGAAUACAAGAAGAAUUUAAGAAGGUUGGAAAUCUUUAGAUGUGAUUGAUGGAAGUAAAAAAAAUAUUGUAUAAGACAUGAAUGAAUGUUAAAUGAUGUAUGGAAAAUUUAUGCAAAAACUUAAUAAUACACACACACACAUGCACACACAUAUACAGUGGUACCUCGGUUUAAGUACACAAUUGGUUCCAGAAGUCUGUACUUAACCUGAACCGUACUUAACCUGAAGCGAACUUUCCCAUUUGAAAGUAAUGGAAAGUGGAUUAAUCCGUUCCAGACGGGUCCACGGAGUACUUAAACUCAAAGUACUCAAACCGAAGUGUACUUAAACCGAGGUAUGACUGUAUGUAUAUGGAAAAGAAACUUAUCGUUCGAAAAAUUAUUGUAUGUCCAACUGGCAGGUGGAUAACUGGAAGUAACUUUUAUCUGUUCUUGCGCUAUCCGUUAUUCUUCUCUCUUUCUUUUUAUUCUAUGAUUAUUUCCUUUAAUAUUCUCUCUCUCUCUCUUUAAUAUUCUCUCUUACUGUAUUAUGGUAAGAUUGGAGGCCGGUGAAGAUAUUGAAGAGUAGGUGAAAGAUGCUGUGUGCUAGGCAGAGAAGGGAGGCGGUCGGCUGGGGAAAGAAAGCUAUAGCUUGUUUAGCUUAUACGUAAAUCCGUCACUGCUAGCACCCGCUAUAAUUCAGCAGAGCAAUGGAAAUUCUUAAUGGCUUCAGUUGUACUGGGCUACAUUUCUGCAAGCUGGCAACCUCAAACCACCCAACACCUAGGAAUUAUCAUCCCCUUUCUAAAUAACUUUGCCAGCCGAGUCUCAAAGCUGCCUUCCUGACACCAGCAUUGCCGUAGCGUCUCCUGGAUUGGCUCCACUGCAGCCCGAACCGGGUAAGCUACAGUAAUACUAGUGGUGGAACCCAACCACACCAGUCAGUGAGAUCAGUAGCAACCUAAAUGGGCCAAU
This is a messenger RNA of Zootoca vivipara (common lizard), 4469 nucleotides long. RefSeq names its product broad substrate specificity ATP-binding cassette transporter ABCG2. The record is from RefSeq and is a predicted model, not a curated record. Gene Ontology annotation, biological process: transmembrane transport. Lineage: Eukaryota; Metazoa; Chordata; Lepidosauria; Squamata; Lacertidae. Gene Ontology annotation, molecular function: ATP hydrolysis activity; ATP binding; ABC-type transporter activity. Gene Ontology annotation, cellular component: plasma membrane.